Spodoptera frugiperda (fall armyworm) is the source of this 3382-nucleotide messenger RNA. RefSeq lists its product as uncharacterized. Lineage: Eukaryota; Metazoa; Arthropoda; Insecta; Lepidoptera; Noctuidae. The record is from RefSeq and is a predicted model, not a curated record. Bases 2014 to 3099 code for a protein of 361 amino acids. The transcript is spliced from 2 exons.
UAAAUUUUAAACAUUUCUUGCUCACUCAAUCACUAUCCACUUCUUCCUCUCCCACAUACAGAUCGUUCGGUGCUGAUGCAUUUGCUUUUAUGUUAUUAUAAAAGUCAUGAUAUACUGGGGGAAUGUAUUGCAGAAGUUCUAUCAAGUCCUUUUUCUUCUCCACGCUAAUUUGUUUUCCCAAGGGAUAAAGAAGGUCUAGCUCCAAGUCAGCAAUAUUGAUGGAAUUCCUUUUCUUAAUGUUAACGUUUUCAAAUAAGACCUCAGGAUUAUUUGAAUAUUUAAAAAAUAUUGAAAAUGGGUGGAUCUUGUGGUAAAGAAGCCACUGAAUACUCAGCCACUUUACUUUUGAUUUCUCUGCAGUGACCUUCCGAUUGGUAAUAUUAUUUUCAAGUUUUUUCGUUGAAACAAAAUCAUCUGUUGUCAUUUUCAUAAUUUUAAAAGCAUUCUUCUUUCUUGCAGCUUUUAUAACUUUAAUCCAAUCGUCCGGUAUAAAAAUAUCCUUAAAGAUUUUUUCUGUUUUUCAAUCAAUCCGAAGUCUUGAUCACAUGCCAAGUAAGAAUGACCACUUACAAAAAAUUUAUGGUCUAUUUUUUCUACAACAUAGUUUGGAUGACUAGUAAUAUAUUGACAAAGACAUUUAAUAUAAAGCCAUUUUUAUAUUUCUGUUCUGGCCACCACAUUGGUCAGAAUAUAAGAUCAAUGUUUUAGUCUUGACGUUUUCUUUUAUGUAACGCAAUAAACAAGACCGUAUUUCCUGAGGCCCUCUCGAAGCUACUGUUUCGUCCCAUACACACAUCGUCGCAAUGUCAGUUGCAGCAUCAUGUAUGCCUAAGUUGUAUGUCCAUAGCUGCCUUUUAUAAUAACACACUCCAGUUGAUAUUACUGGAGUAGGUAAUGUUUUCAUGAGGUCAAAUACGAUUACAGUAACGUCUGUAUCUUCUUUAGCAAGAUUUUUAUCUAUUUUGUAAUUGUCUUUUGCUGAGUCAGCUUUUGCAAGGUGUACCUUUUUCUGUAACUCAAAUUGUUCUUUUGCUUCUUGUGAACUAGCUGCAUCUAUCUUAAUUUUAAGGUUGUCACAUUUUUUGCAAGAAUCAGAUAUAGGGGCAUGAAAUGAUAGGUUGAAGUGUUGAUUAAAUACUUUUCUGAACAUAAAAUCUGAAACCCUUUCUGACUCUGGAGUAUCAUUACAGUAAAGAGCAUACAUUUUCGGCAAACUUAGAUCCGGCGCUAAGAAUCUUCUGUUCGUGCUCUUGUGUAGUGUGUAAUGUGAUUCAUACUUCGGGAAUUUAUCAAUGAAUUCUUUGACGCGUUGAAUCUUUUCUUCACUUGUCUUAUUGACAGGGGCAUGCCUUCCCCUUGCAUCAAUGGGUGGUGUAGGAAUGGACAGUUUCCUUUUUAAAACUCUGGAUAGUCUUCCAUCAGAUACUGCAAAUAUUUUUUUGAAGAAUUCCUUACAUACCGUAGUGGACAAUCCUUCAGAAUUCGGCAUUGUAUACACAGAGGCGUAUUAUCCCUAAGGCAAACUAGGCAAGUGCCUAGGGCGCCAGGUUACACAGGGGCGCCACGAGACGGGAGCGCUAAUGUGGCCCUAUGUAGGCUGCGGCACCAAAAACAAAUUAGGGGCGCCUAUGCGAUGUUUGCCUAGGGCGCUGUCUAGCUUUAAUCCGCCUCUGGUAUACACCCUGGUAUUGGAGCGUCUAGAAUCAGUUUGUUGGCCAUUCGUGGAAAUAGAGGAUCUCUUUUUAGGUAACACUUUCACUAAUGAAAAGAUGUAAGAUGACUGCAAAUCAAAAUUUUCCAUAGCAUAAAAUCUAUUAAAGAGUUCUUUUUGCUGUUCAGAAUUAAUUUUAUCAUGGCAUUUCUGUGCACAUUUACAUGGUAUAUCUGUGUUUAUACUUUUCGAAGGGACAGUGUUACCUUUUGUAUUUACAUAUUCGGCCUCCUACGCACUGGCGACCAUAGACGCGGCCAGGCCGCCGCGGCCAUGGUCGCCGUUGCGUAGGCAAGCGCGACAUGUGGACGGCCGAAAAAUUUGCAGUCGACUUCCAAGGGUGUGUCAAGAUGGACGUGCAGAAGAUAAUCACGCUAACUGUGCUUGUGUAUUUACUACGAAAACGAAAACGGAAGAUUUCACGUAAAAGACAGUUUUGGGUGCAUCCAUUACUUUGCGAGAGAAAGACUAAAGGAUUAUAUUAUACUUAUUUUUUGGAUUUAAAAAUGUAUGAGAAGAGAUUCUUUAAUUACAUGAGAAUGUCAACGAAUACUUUUAACCUGUUACUGGAUACAAUAAAACCAAAAAUUACUGGAACUGGUAACAACUAUCGGAAAUGCAUUCCAGCAGAAGAAAAAUUAGUAAUAACAAUAAGGUAUUUGGCUACUGGGUGUUCUUUAUCUCAUAUAAGUCAUGAAUACCGUAUAGGGCUUCCUACAGUAUCGGAAAUAGUAUUUGAUGUUUGUGAAGCAAUAUGGGAGAUAUUAAAACCAAUUGUGAUGCCACAAUUGACCAGAGAUAAGUGGAUUCAAACGGCUGAAGGUUUUCAAAAAUACGCCCAAUUUCCUAAUUGCAUUGGAGCCAUCGACGGCAGGCACAUUAGAGUUAUCAAACCACAACAUUCGGGAUCUCUUUAUUACAAUUACAAUAAUUAUUUUUCAAUCGUGUUACUUGCAAUAUGUGAUGUAAAUUAUAAAUUUCUUUACGUAGAUAUUGGAGCAUACGGCAAAUGCAGUGAUUCGUCAAUUUACAAAGACUCUGUAUUUUAUCAUAGGCUUUUAAAUAAUGAUCUCGAUAUUCCGAGCAAUAACCCCAUCAAAGAAAAUGGCCAAUCAAUGCCGUUCGUUUUAGUGGGUGAUGAGGCGUUUUCACUAUCGGAACAUAUGAUGCGACCGUAUGCUGGGAGAAACUUGAAUAAUGUAAAGACUAAUUUUAAUUAUCGACUAUCCCGUGCCCGCCGCUAUAUUGAAUGUACAUUUGGAAUAUUAGCCAAUAAAUGGCAGAUUCUUCACCGACCCCUAAACUGUAGUCUUAUAAACGUUUUCCUUCAACAGCAUAUUUUUUUUGUGUUUCUUCUCUUAGUUCUUUUAUCAUGGCAACAUUUGUAGGACACUGGUCACAUAUUGUUGAAACCACCUUUAGUCCUGUACUGUUAAUAUUUUUAAUGGUUUCUAAUAACAAAUCUUUUAAGUCUUGCUUCUUUAUACCACUUUUUGUAAAUGUAAAUAGUAUGGGUUGUUUUGUUUUACUUUUAAUGCCCUUUAUCAUAAAAACAAGGGCACGAUCCGCAAUAUCCUUUGUUUUUUUUAUGCCGUCAUCUGGGAAACCAAUAAUUUCAUUUAAAAAGUCAUUAUACACCAUCCCAGGUGCUAAUGACACUUCAUCAAAUAA